AACCACCCGCACCAAAAAUGUUUUCUUCUGUCAGCUGGUUCUGGGCUUUAAAUUUUGUUUUGACGAAUAGUGUUUUAAAACAGUUUGGUAGGCUAAGUGGGUUGUGUCUGUUAGGUAUUCGAUUCGUAAGUUCCCACUCCACCUGUGUCAUCAAGGACAACGCAAAGACGUGAAGUGUAUGCUCUAUAGCUCGUCCAUUAUCUUUGACCUAAUUAGUUUCCCUUCCAACGACCCAAAGCAUGGAUCCCUGCGUGGACGAAGCGAAGAUCGUCAAAGAAACCCUCCACGCAGGCACUAAGGUGGUUCCGUUCCGGGAUGGCACCCGUAUCAAAUUCCACUUCCAGACGCGGAAGCUCGACGGUACCGUGCUGGACGAUAGCCGUGAGAUGGCCAAACCCAUGGAACUGGUCCUGGGCAAAAAGUUCAAACUGGACGUGUGGGAGGUCUGUCUGCAGAAAAUGGCCCUCCACGAGGUGGCCAAGUUCCGGUGCGAUAAAUCGUUGCUUCAGCAGUACCCCUUCGUGUCGAAAACGAUCCGGGAUUCGAUGAAAUCAUCGGAACACCGGAAGCACUGCUGCGGGAUGACCCUCCAGAACGAGGGCAUCGGGUAUAAGGAUUUGGACGAGAUCUUUGGGUGUCCGCAGGAUUUGGAGUUUGUGCUGGAGGUGCUAUCGAUUGAGCAUCCGGAGGACUAUCAGAAGGAUUCCUGGCAGUUGAGUGACAAGGAGAAGCUGGAACAGGUGAAAAAGCUGAGGGAGAAGGGGAACGAGUGCUAUUCGAGGAAGGACUAUGUCGGUGCGACGGAGGCGUAUUCGUACGCUGCGGGGUUGAUUGAGCAGUUGAUGUUGAAGGAAAAACCGAAUGACACAGAAUGGCUGGAGCUGGCCCAACUCAAAGUUCCUCUUCUUCUCAACUACUCCCAGUGUAAACUACUCGACAAGGAUUACUACGCAGUCAUCGAGCACUGCAGCGAAGUGCUGGACAAGUAUGACAAGGAUAACGUGAAAGCCCUGUUCCGAAGAGCAAAAGCUCACGUGGGAGCGUGGAAUCCAGACCGGGCGAAAGCCGAUUUCCAACGGGUUGCCGAGCUGGAUCCGGCUCUGGCCGGGGCUGUCAGUAAAGAGCUUAAAAAUCUGCAGGAACUGAUACGGCUUAAGGAUGUGGAAGAUAAACUUCGGUUUCAAAAAUUGUUCUAAGUCGAGAGGCGAUUGUGCGCUUCUUGUAGUUAGUUAUUUCUGUUGUAGGUUUUAUUCGGUAGGUGAGAAAUGGAUGUUGUAUUCUGUCUGCUUGUGACGACUUUAUUGAAACGAAUGCAAUCACUUUUAAGCCAUGUUGUAAUCAUAACUAUGUCAAUGUAUAAA
Messenger RNA from Aedes aegypti (yellow fever mosquito), 1361 nucleotides. Its product is annotated as AH receptor-interacting protein. NCBI's taxonomy places the organism in Eukaryota, Metazoa, Arthropoda, Insecta, Diptera, Culicidae. The record is from RefSeq and is a predicted model, not a curated record. The coding region runs from base 240 to 1196 and encodes 318 amino acids. The transcript is spliced from 3 exons. Gene Ontology annotation, molecular function: peptidyl-prolyl cis-trans isomerase activity; protein binding.